Penicillium brasilianum is the source of this 1755-nucleotide messenger RNA. NCBI's taxonomy places the organism in Eukaryota, Fungi, Ascomycota, Eurotiomycetes, Eurotiales, Aspergillaceae. The record is from the annotation of a GenBank genome assembly.
AUGUGUAUCCCUAGUGUGAUCCUUGUCGGAAUCGAAAAAUGUGACGGUCGCCGACCCUGCACAACGUGCGCGCAAAUCGGAACGGAUUGUGUUUAUGGAUCCGAGACCAUCAAUAAGAGCAAAAGCGACAUGAUUCUAGAUGUUGCCAUUCGGUCCGAAAAUUUAUUGCAGGAAUUAUUCACACAACUGGCUGCCCGCCGCAGUCCAAGUCAAAAUCCCUCUGCGAUAUCGCCUAAUACGGUAAUUUCACCAAGCGCGGUAAGCAACGCUCAUCGUGGCGAAGGUCGUUCUGACCAAAUCGCCAACGCCACACUAUCACCGUUCCAUGCAUCAACCACCGAGUCAAUCCUAUCAUGGCCCCAAUUUGCGGAAUUCGGAAACUUGAUCAGAGAGCGUGGCUUUUCGGUUUUCAGCCUUGAGAGUCUGCGUACACCACUUGCUCAUCGUCAAUGUAUGGUACAGCCUUAUGUCACCAGGCAAGAAGUGGAGAGCACGAUCCGAAGCUUUGAGCGUGGUAUCAACUUUUGGUAUCCGACCAUGGCCCGGGCCACGACGCAGGAGUUGCAAGCACAUAUCAUAGCGGGUACAUUUGAAGAGACUACACGGUCAUGUCUGUCACUUUUAAUCAUGGCUUUGGGCUACGCCUGCCAACUAGUCGGGUGCUUCGCGCACCGGGAAUUAUCUAAUGCAAGCGAAGCAGAUAGCCAGAGACAGCGGCGGCUAAUGGCUGAGUUAUACUUCGAUAGCGCUUUCAAAAAAAUUUAUUUAGCCCAGGCGGGGUUCACGGCCGAUGCAGUACAAUGCUUAUUCUUUACUGGGCUGUACUUUUCAUUUUUGCAACGGCCACUUCAAGCCUGGUCAUUUAUAAAUGCAGCUGCAACUAAAUGUCGGCUUCUUCUGUCUUAUGAGGUCCCAGAGCAGACCCGUGAACAGCUGGAAUGCCUUCGUCGAAUAUUUUGGUCCUGCUAUAUUCUAGAGAGUGACUUUCUUGCCGAACUUGCCGGUCUUCCUCAAACAGGGAUUGCAGAAAUAGAGUCCUCCAUACCUUUACCGGGCGAUUACUGUACGCAGGACUCCGAAAGCGACCAAGAACAAUCGUCACUCUAUUUCCUCGCUUGUAUAUCCAUGCGACGACUCCUCAACCGAGUUCACGAUCUUCUCUACGCUCGCGACGUUGGUGUUGGUUUUGACAAUCACCAGUUUCCGUCUGUUGUCUCAGAGCUGGCUUAUCAAUUAGACGAGUGGAAAGACCUUUUACCAUUUUCGUUUCAGUUUUCAAUCAAUUUGGAUCCCACGCGAACGGAAGAAGGCGCGUUUCUUCGCCAGCGAUAUUUGACUUGCAAGAGCGUCAUCUAUCGCCCCUAUCUUACCUGGGCCCUGUCUAAUGGCGAUGCCGUGGAAAGGUGUCCUCCAAUUGUCUAUGAGGGGUCCAAGCUUUGCCUUGAGGCCUGCUGGAUGCACGCGCAGAAUUUACGCAGCUUACCCCAUACCAUCAUGGUCGAUACGUGGAUUUGCUCUCUUUCCAUGGCGUCGGUUAUACUCAUCACAUUAGCCGCGUCUCGUGUCCGCGCCUUACGACGACUCAUGUCACCGAGUGUCCUGGAUAUUGGACCGCAUCUCAACGACCUUUUGACUCAAUGGACGCGUAUUCCCGGUGGUGGAACCUCGCCCAGUGUCAUGGAGAGUAUUGGCUUAAUCGCAAAUGUGUCCACUUUGUUGAAGAUAACCUGGAACGAGCAUGGUCUCAGUGAGUAG